ACCCUACGACGCGUCCAUUCCGGUUUGUGCACAGGAGACAUAUCACUCAUCGGCCGUUGGUUCAGGACCUAUUUUGACAUUUUUUAGCCUGUUUUUCUCAAUAAAAUAUAUAAAAUUACAAUGUUUUAACCUAAAUAUGACGUAUCUGAAUUUCUAAAUGACGGCUUUAGCAGUAAUAUAUUUUUUAUGCACCAUGACACACUAUGGUUUGCGCCACUGAUACCAUUGUAGCAAUGACAUAUUUUUCCGUUUUAAUCUCAGUUUUAUUUUGUCGGGUAGUGACGCUUGAGACCACGCCCCUAGAUUUUUUAAAACUAAAGUCUCAUACACUUUGUCCUUGAAAUUAUUAUUAUAUUGAUAAUAGACUGCAAUUUCAUUUGACUGUUUCUCAGCAACACCCCGCCUUCAACCUCAAUGGUUUCUUCCAUCAUGGACGCCAUUCACUGACGUUGAUUCAGACACUGCCAGGUCUCUGUCUCACAGCAGCAUCAUGAGCGAGCUGAAGGACUGUCCCCCACUGAAAUACUACGACUUCAAGCCUGUCGAGCAUGUCAAGGUUUGUCCCCGCUACACUGCUGUGCUCGGCCGCUCAGAGGACGAUGGCAUCGGCAUUGAGGAGCUGGACACCCUGCAGCUGGAGCUGGAGACACUCCUGUCUUCAGCCAGCCGCCGCCUCCGAGCCCUGGAGGAGCAGAGACAGAUCCUGACAGACUGGCAGGACAAGAAGGGAGACAAACGCUUUCUGAAGCUGGGAAAAGAUCCAGACCCCGCUGCGUCUUCUCGCCACAAACCAAAGAAGCAGAAGUUGGACGGCAAAGGCGGUCAUGCACCAGGUCCAGGUCCUGGCAGACCCAAAUCCAAAAAUCUACAGCCUAAAGUCCAAGAAUAUGAGUUUACAGACGACCCACAAGACAUUCCCCGCACACCUAAAAACGAUGCACCCAACAGAUUUUGGGCAUCAGUUGAGCCAUAUUGUGCUGAUAUUACAAAUGAAGAGACACGUUUGCUAGAAGAGCUUCUCAAACCCCCGGAGGAUGAGGCUGAGUAUUUCAAAAUUCCAGCUCUGGGGAAACACUACUCUCAGCGGUGGGCUCAGGAAGAUCUGCUGGAGGAGCAGAGGGAAGGAGCUCGAGCCAACGACAAGAAAAAGAGCCUCAUGGGAGGGCCGCUGUCUGAGCUGGAUGCUAAAGAUGUGGACUCCCUGUUGAAAAAGUCCGAGUCCCAGCAUGAAUCUCCAGAAGACGGUUGUCCCUUCGGUCCUCUUACACAGCGUCUGCUCCAGGCCCUUGUAGAGGAGAACAUUAUUUCACCCAUGGAGGAUUCUCCUAUACCUGACAUUUCAGGGAAGGAUGCUAUGGAUGGUGCUGGGACCUCUCCCCGAAGCCAAGGAAAAGCUUUUAGUGUUCCUCACACACGCUCUCUGGAGGCUCGGAUCAAAGAGGAGCUGGUGGCUCAGGGGCUGCUGGACUCUGAGGAGCGACCUGGACCAGGAGGAGACUCUGAGGACGAGGUCCUGGCCGAGCUGCAGAAGAGACAAGCAGAGCUCAAAGCCCUGAGUGCUCACAACAGAGCGCGUAAGCAGGAGCUGCUCCGGUUGGCGAAAGAGGAGAUGCGCAAGCAGGAGCUGAGGCAGAGAGUCAGGGUGUCUGACAACGAGGUCAUGGAGGGAUUUCGGCGAAUCAUGGCAGCCAGGCAGAAGAAACGCACUCCAACCAAGAAGGAGAAGGACCAGGCCUGGAAGGCCCUGAAGGAGAGGGAAAGCAUCCUCAAGUUACUGGAUGGAUAAAGGAACAGUUAGUGUGUGUUUGUUAUCCAACAGAUUGACACAGAUUAGAGCAGCUGUGACAGCUGUGAGACGGUCAGUGAACAGCUGUAUUUAUGAUGAUGUAUGAUACAGUCUACUGCAGGUCUGCGUGAUUUGACUAAAGACAUUUGUGUAGUAGUUUUUAUGUCCUGUACAACAGAAUGCUCAUGUGAUCAUUAACGUUUAGUACACAUCAGAGACUUUUUCUCCUUUGUUGAUUUUUUUUUCUUUGUCAUUAAAAUUAUGUUUUUUAUUUUUAUCUUUGUAAUGGAAUGAAAACAAUACACAUGAAUGUUUGAAUAAAUCACUUAAAGAAA
Messenger RNA from Plectropomus leopardus (leopard coralgrouper), 2121 nucleotides. RefSeq names its product transcriptional adaptor 3 (NGG1 homolog, yeast)-like (gene tada3l). The record is from RefSeq and is a predicted model, not a curated record. Gene Ontology annotation, cellular component: SAGA complex. Gene Ontology annotation, molecular function: transcription coactivator activity. Lineage: Eukaryota; Metazoa; Chordata; Actinopteri; Perciformes; Serranidae. Gene Ontology annotation, biological process: regulation of transcription by RNA polymerase II.